GCUUUGCCAAGAAAGCUCAAUCCCAAAAUUCCACUGUUCUCACAAGGCUAUGCCUGGUUUACUUCAUUGUCAAUUACCAUUGCUUCGGAAUCUUAAAAUCUCAAAACGAACGGGAAAGUUCAAACAGAAUACCUCUGUUGGUUUCCUACAGCGUAGGGCGUAUGCACUAUAGAAGGUACAGUGGUCUUGGUGGCACUACGGGCAGUCCCUCAAACCCGAGUUUCCAGGCUUUCAGAUUAGCCAAGUAUCAGAAUUUCCCAUGCCAAUGACUGGGAUAAUAAUUAUCUCUUAUAUCAAAAUCAGCCCGACCAUAGCAGCGUGAGAUCACCACAAUGAGUUACAAUGAAGAUGAUCACACAUACACCGGAGCAGAUAUCGGGUUAAAUAUUCCAGACCCCGAUGCUCCCAGGAGUGCUCCCACUUUCGAGGUACCCGAACGUAAAGUAGUCGCUGUUGACCAUCCAUGUAUUGUCAUCAACCUUGAAAAGGGAUUGCGGUCUUUCGGACCCAGGCCGAACUUUCGCAAGCUUGUAGAUGAGUUGCAGGAGCCGCAGGCUCUUCCACUGUGGUUUCGACCUGACAACCCAGCAUCAAAGCCCAUAUUAUCACAUCAUGCCGCCACCAACAACAUAUUACUGAAGAUUACCGUCCCUAGGCGUACGGGGCGGAAACGGAAGCGAGGGAGUGAUGAGCCGUUUUCCGGAGAGUCUGACAUCCCAAAUUCCACCACCCUGAACGCGCAGACCAGCACCGUUAGUUCAGUUGCCCGGCAUGAUCGCCCAAGAGCUAUACUGCGUCGCCUUCAAGACAACCCUGACCAGUAUGAAAUGGAAGCUGUGGGCAUGGUUCGAGAUAGCCACAGGUACCGAGGAUUGGCUGAUUUUCAGUUCGCCAAUACCAACGCUCCUUUCCUCCAAAAUGUGGCAGAGCACCUGCUUCCCCUGGAUUUUCAGAAGCUGCGGCAAUUUAAGUUAGAUGAAGGCAUCGCGACAAGUCCUGGUUUGGAAAUCGUUCCUCCGCCACAUUUCACAGACAAGGUUAUCGGGUUCAAUUACAAUUAUGAACAGAAUCCAGGAAUCAUCGACCAGGGGCUCGAUGAAGAAGGGGAAACACGGUUGGUGAAUCGCCAGGGCAGAAACAAAUUUUCUUAUGGGCACUUUAUUCACCAUGAUGCAUUCCCCGCCCCGAGCCGACCAGCACGGAUCGACGGUGAGGCACAAAAAAUACCAGAUUCUUUAAUGCAACAGCUUCAUGACGCAAUGGAAAAACGACCAAUCUGGACGCGUCGUGCGAUCGUCAAUCAAGUCCGCGGCAAUUAUACCGAGUCUGUCCUGAAAAUAGCAUUACAGAUAAUGGGGUAUCAAUUCCGGGGUGGUCCCUUUCGCGAUGCUAUCGUGAAAUAUGGUAUUGAUCCUCGGCAAGACCCAAAAUAUCGCCAAUACCAAACACUUUCCUUCAAACUAGCCAAAAAUCUUGUUGGUGCUACAAAAGUCCCCUGGCAGACCAUUAGAAGGGGACAAGUUAGAAGCUACUCCAAGAACGAUGACCCUACCAGCCACAUAUGGGACGGAGAAAGCUACUCGACUGAUGGGAAGCUCUGGCAAAUCUGCGACAUUACAGAUCCAUUUAUUAUCGAUAUAAUCACGAACGCUCCCGUACGUUCCGAAUGUGAUUUAAGCGAGUCUGGCUGGUUUCUACGAGGUACCUGGCAGAAGAUCAAAGCAGCCAUGAAAGCUAAGAUGAUAGCGAUCACGAAAGACAGGCUCGGGACAGAGGGGGACAAUCCUCCCAAAGAAGGGUACAUUUACAAUAUGUUCAUUGCAGACAGGCUAGCGAUGUAUCCAGAUGACUCUGAUAAGCCGUUUACGGUCUCACUUGAGGGCCUUCUUCGUCCGUUGCAAGAUGUGGAAAGUAGUAGGAGACGCCGUCGAGCACCACCACGAAAAGACCAAGCAACAGCGAGAGCAGACAGUUCAGUGGAUCCCGAAGAGGACCAGUCCCAAGAAGACCAGAGAGACGAAACGGCUCAAUGGGAUUUAGAUGGAGGCCACGAGGAUGCGGAAAUUUUCUCCCCAGGCCGUGGUUGGGACAACAUGGUUGGUAGCGAUAUAGAAGAUGACGAUGCUAUGGGCGAAGAGGAUUAAGCAUGCCAGGUUGUAGAUCCAAGACAACAGGCACGGAAAAAUAAGUAGAAUAAGUAAUAAUAAUAAAAAAUCAGAGAAAGACAUGUAACUACACACAUUUUAUUUUUGUAGAUACUUAUUGAUGUCUCACCCAUGAGUAA
Molecule: messenger RNA, 2284 nt
Organism: Xylaria bambusicola
Lineage: Eukaryota; Fungi; Ascomycota; Sordariomycetes; Xylariales; Xylariaceae
Product: RNA polymerase III transcription factor IIIC subunit-domain-containing protein
Exons: 3
Coding region: 333-2144 (603 amino acids)
Biological process (GO): transcription initiation at RNA polymerase III promoter
Cellular component (GO): transcription factor TFIIIC complex
Source: RefSeq, a predicted model, not a curated record